Molecule: messenger RNA, 3648 nt
Organism: Malassezia japonica
Lineage: Eukaryota; Fungi; Basidiomycota; Malasseziomycetes; Malasseziales; Malasseziaceae
Gene: cnd1
Product: condensin complex non-SMC subunit Cnd1
Exons: 1
Coding region: 1-3648 (1215 amino acids)
Biological process (GO): mitotic cell cycle; meiotic chromosome condensation; mitotic chromosome condensation
Cellular component (GO): condensed chromosome, centromeric region; condensin complex; nucleus
Molecular function (GO): histone binding
Source: RefSeq, a predicted model, not a curated record
AUGGCGUCGGCGUUCGUCCUGGCGGACGAGCUGCUGCGUCUGCAGGAGGAUGAGCUCGAGAUCGAGCAUGAGGUGCUCAUAGAUACGCUCGACGCGGAGGAGCAGGCCGCGACGGUCGAUCGCGCGGUCGACGCGGUGGCGCACGCCCCGACGUCCGUGCAGCAGAGCGAGGUGUACGGUGGGCUGCUGUCGUGCAUCAAGUACGCUGCAUCGCUGCGUGCGAGCGCGUGCCACAAGCUCGUGGAUGCGGUGCUCAGCGGUAUGCAGAGUGUCGUCGACGAGCUCGCCGAGGACGAAGCGCCGUCGCUCGAGGCGCUCGAGCGGUACGCAUUUCUCCUCCAGUACCUCGUGCAGAGCUUGGAGAAGCACCGCUCACAGUGGGGAGGCGCGCCGACGCGCGGCAAGCCGACCGGCGACGGCUGGACGUGGCCGUCGUCCAUUCCGCCGGUGCUCGCGACGAUGGCGCGGGCGCUGCGCGCCUUGUCGGAACGGGUGUGGGAGGCGACCGCCGUGCGCGACACGUUCGUCUCGCGCUGCAUGCUGCGCCCGGCGACGCUCCUGCUCGAAAACGAGGCGUACUGCAAGGUGCCGGCGAUCAAAAACGGCCUCUUUCGUGUGAUGUGCCUGGGCGUCAAGCUGCACGGCCAGGCGUUUAACGUACAGACGAGCAUCUUGCAGUCGCUGCAGUACUACGAGCACCUCGCCGAGCUCAUGGCCGAGCUGCUCGAAACGAUGCGCGUCGAGUUCGACGUGGAGCGCAUCGCCGAAGACGUGCUGCGCGACCUCGCAUCCAAGACCUUUACGUCGCUCGACAGCAAGAGCCCACGCAGCUACGGCCGCUUCCUUGUGCGCAUGGCCGAGCUGAAUCCACGCAGCGUGCUGAAGCAGAUCUCGCUGCUGCAGACGCACCUCGACAGCGAGUCGUACCCGAUGCGCAACGCCAUGGUCGAAGUCCAGGGGCUGCUCAUCAAGGAGCUGAGCAUGAACGAGGACUUUGCGCCGGCCGCCGCCGACGUCGACGACGACGACGAGCGCCCGGGCAGCGCGCACCAGAAGCAGAUCGAAAUGUUCUUUGGCAAGAUUUUCGAGCGCUUCCUCGACUUGACCACGUUUGUGCGCACCAAGACGAUCCAGACGUGCAUGGCGCUGUGCGAACUCCCGGUCAAGUUUGCGCCGCAGCGGCUGCAAAUGGCUGCGCUCGCGGUGCGUGCACUGGAGGACAAGGGAAGCAACGUGCGCCGCAACGCCAUUGCGCUCCUCAUCAAGCUCAUUCUCACGCACCCGUACGGCCUCUUGCACGGCGGCGAGCUCAACAAGAGCGCCUGGGAAGAGCGCCGCGCCGUCGUCCAAACCGAGCUCGAAAAGGCCGAGUCGGUGCUCACCUUUCCCGAGACCGAGGCCCCGGAGCAAGAAGAUACCACGGACCGCCGCAAGCCCCGCAAGUCGGCGCUCGACCUCGAGGCGCUCGCCGCAUCGCAGCAGUCCAUGACGCAAGAGGACCAGGAAAAACUCGUCAAGCUCCGCCUCACCGUACAGUACUACACAGACGCGCUGCGCUUUAUCGAGCUGAUGGAGCAGGCGAUCCCGAUUUUGGUUCAGCUUCUCGCGUCCACAUUCAAGGCAGAGGUCCUGGAAAGUAUGGAAUUCUUCCGCGUCGCACACGAGUACAAGAUCCAAGGCGCGAUGGACGGCGUGCGUGCCAUGGUGCACCUUGUGUGGGCCAAGGACAAUGCGCUGGUCAUGGAGGACGGGUCGCAGCUCAAGGGCAUCCGCAGCCGCCUGAUCGAGGUGUACCGCGCACUGUACUUUGACGCAUACCCCGAGCUGAGCCGCGCAGAAAAUGUCGCGCGGAUCUCGCGCAACAUGAUUGAGCGCACGUUUGGCGCGACGCUCGCCGAGCUCACCUCGCUCGAGCAGCUCUUGAGCCUGAUGCAGUCCGAGCGCAUGAUCAGCGACGAGGUCAUUGAAAAACUCUGGGAAGUGUACGCGGCCUCCCGCCCGAUCGCCAAGGCGCAGCGCCGCGGCGCGAUCCUCGUGCUGAGCAUGCUCGCCACGGCCGACCGCGCGCUGGUUGCCGACAAGAUCGAGACGCUGCUCCAGAUCGGCCUCGGGCCGCUGGGCAUGCGCGACGUGACGCUCGCGACACACACCUGCGUCGCCCUCCAGCGUGUUGCGGGCAGCGCGAAAAAGGUCAAGGGCGCGCUAAGCGAUGCCAACGUGCGCUAUCCCAUGGCGCACCCGCUCUUUGCACGCCUCCGUGCCGCGAUCCAGAUGCCGGUCAGCGGCGAGGAGCAAAAGGCGGGCUGGUUCUCGCUCGCGGAGCACGCGGUCCAGGCCAUCUACCUGCUCGGCGAGCAGCCCGACGCGCUGUGCACCGAGAUUGUGCGCCAGCUGACGCUGGCUGCCUUUGACGAGGAGUGUGCAGAAGAGGCCAAGGCGUUCCGCUUUGCGCAGCUCCUCUUUGUCGUGGGCCACGUCGCGCUGAAGCAGAUCGUGUACCUCGAGCUGGUCGAGCGCGAGCUGAAGCGGCGCAAGGCGGUCAAGGAUGCGGCCGACGGCGCAGAGAAGCGCGCCUCGGAGCUCGACCAGGUCGCCGGCAACGCCGAGGACGAGAUCGGCGAUAUGAUUGCCUAUAUCAAGGACCGCGAGCUGCUCUAUGCCCCCCAGAGCCUGCUGGGCCUCUACGGCCCGCUCGUUGCGCAGAUCUGCAGCGCGCCGAAAGAGUACGCCGACGUCUAUGUGCAGCGUGCCGCGACGCUGUCGCUCGCCAAGCUCAUGUGCAUCUCGUCCGAGUACUGCGACACGCACCUCGCGCUCCUGCUGCAUGUGCUCAAGAGCGCCAAGGACCCGGUGGUGCGUGCGAAUGUCGUGAUUGGCCUUGGCGACGUCGCCAUCUCGUUCGGCACGCUUGUCGACGAGAACAGCGAGCGUUUGUACGCCGGUCUGAACGACGGCAACCUCGGUGUGAAGAAAAACACGCUGAUGGUGCUCACGCACCUGAUCCUCAACGGCAUGAUCAAGGUCAAGGGCCAGCUCGGCGAGCUGGCCAAGUGCCUCGAGGACGAAGAGCCGCGUGUGAGCGACCUGGCCAAGCUCUUCUUUAGCGAGCUCGCGACCAAGGAGAACGCCGUGUACAACAACCUUCCCGAUAUCAUCUCGCAUCUCUCGAGCGGCGAACACGCCGUCGAAGAGGACGUGUUUGUGAAUACCAUGCGCUUCAUCUUUACGUUUAUCGACAAGGAGCGCCAGGCCGAGAACGUGAUCGAAAAACUCUGCCAGCGUUUCCGCCUCACGACCGAAGAGCGCCAGUGGCGCGAUAUCGCCUACUGCCUCUCGCUCCUGCCGUACCGCUCGGAGCGCUCGAUCAAGAAACUCGUCGAAGGCCUGCCGUACUACCAGGACAAGCUCUACUCGCCCGAGGUGUACAAGCGCUUUGCGGAAAUCCUCACCAAGAUGCGCCAGGGCAAGUCCACGGCGCAGGCCAAGGCGGGCGACGCAGACCUGCGCGAGUUUGAAGAGAUCCUCGCACAGACCGCCGCCCAGGGCCGCGACGACCAGGCGCUCGAACAUGCGGCGCACGCCCACGUCGCACGCACCGAGCGCAAGCGCGCACAGCGCGCACCGCGGCGCAAAGUAGCUGCCUCGUAG